Molecule: messenger RNA, 402 nt
Organism: Emiliania huxleyi CCMP1516
Lineage: Eukaryota; Haptophyta; Isochrysidales; Noelaerhabdaceae
Exons: 2
Coding region: 1-402 (133 amino acids)
Source: RefSeq, a predicted model, not a curated record
AUGUCGCGCUCGCCCCGCGCACGCACCGAGGAGGACGCCCCGCCCACGGACUGGCUGGGCGAGCUGCCGCCGGAGCUGCACCUCCGCAUCCUCGAGGGCGUCGACGACUUCUCCGACUGCGCCGCCUUCAGCCUCGCAUCGCCGCGCCUCGGCCUCCUCGCCCUGCGCAGCGGCCUGGCGCGCUUCAAGGACCCCCUCUUCGCCGUGGCGAUGCGGCUGCUGCUCGUCCAGCGCCGCUGCGCCGACCCCUUCGUCACGGUGUCGGCAACGCUCAAUGAGGUUAUCCUCCGCAGAUACGCCGCCGACCGCUGCGCCAGCGCCGACCACUUCCCGUGGCUUGCGAGGGUGAGCCCGGCGCUCCGCCUCUCGUCGGAAGUGACGGCCCGCGUGCGUGACGCCUGA